ACUCCUUUUCUUAUUCCAUCGCAGUAUCGUUUCUUGUUCUCGCAUUCGGCUGGCUGGAGAAGGCACGCAUGCUUUGAGCGUCUCGAAGAUCAACCCAUCUUCCUUUCGUAUUACUGCUGUGUCUGGCCCACAUCUUCUGACCCCCCACUGUUCAUGCGAUCAACGCUCGAUGCAUCACCACUUGGCUCCCUGCUUCGCCAUAACGCUCUCCACUCUGGAGGAACCAAUCUCCAAGCAAGCUUCUGCGCUACUCUUCCUAAAACGCCCAUCAGCGAGAUGUGAAACACGUUUGGUCGACCAAUCGUUCCGUCAUUUCGCGUCCGAGUGCGUCUACGUCUGCAUCCCGACCCUUCAAUAUGACCCACGCAAUGCAAUACGUGCAAACUAUAAGUCCAUGGAUCACUCCCACUAUCGUUCCUCCAGCGAGAGCAACUUUGAGAGUGGAGAAAAGGGAGAGGCGGGGAUUCAACAUAGGAACCAACAGGACAAGAAUAUGACCUGUCAAAAGAACCGAAAUCGAAUACACAACUGUGGAGGACGCGUAGAAUCCGCAAACUAGCAGAGUGAGGAAGAACAGACGAUACGGUGGUCGCAUAUUCGUGAAGAGGAUGUAUAUAUAUAUAUAUAUUGUGUUUCUGUCUUG
This is a messenger RNA of Somion occarium, 643 nucleotides long. Lineage: Eukaryota; Fungi; Basidiomycota; Agaricomycetes; Polyporales; Cerrenaceae. The record is from the annotation of a GenBank genome assembly.